AGUGACGCAACUCCACGCUACGCUCCGCCUGAAGAUGUCACGUGUGUUGAAGUAGGAGGGCGUUCAUAUGAACAACACUGAGCGACUGCGUGCGGCAGAGUGGUUCCGAAACACAGACUUCUCUACCGGCGCACGUCGCUGUCAUUCCCCCCCCAUAUAGCUGCGCUUUUACUGGCUUCAGUCCGUAGCUGUUUACCGAACUGGUGUCACCAGGCACUAAGUCGUCCGUUUAGCAGCGGGUGCGGAGUUAUUAACUCACGGUACCGAGCUAACGAGGCAUUAGCAAGUGAUGAGCAGGGGCCUGUUUCUUUUGGACGUCCAGCUGAGGUUACCGACAGGGCACGUUGUUGCUUAGAAGCCCCAAGAGAUCCUUCAUUCAGCCCGCGGCUCUGCUGAAAACCCUCCAUACUCUGCCGCUUGUUUUAACCGACGCUUCAUGCGAGCUCUCCCACCUGGACAGACGAGCUAGCUAGCUAUUGCCCGGCGUGCCGUUUAAAUAGAAAGCAGGCAGCAAGAGCCGAACAGCGGUCACUUUAUACCUGCGGUCAGCGUGUGCGAUGGGUCUACUGUCACAGGGAUCUCCACUGAAUUGGGAAGAAACCCGAAAGUAUGCUGACCACAUUAGAAAACACGGUAUCAUCCAGUUUCUCAACAUCUACAACAAACUGAAGGAUCGUCAGAAAGAUGUGCUAAAGUGGGGCGAUGAGGUUGAAUACAUGUUGGUGGAGUUUGACGACAAGGAUGAGAAGGUUCGCCUCGUCCUGAAUGGUGGAGAUGUUUUAGCAACUCUGCAGGACCAGGGAGAAAACAUAAACCCCAAUCACCCCACACUGUGGAGACCAGAGUAUGGUAGCUACAUGAUCGAGGGAACUCCAGGUCAGCCAUACGGCGGGACAAUGUCAGAGUUCAACACUGUUGAGGGCAACAUGAGGAAGAGGCGGCGCGAGGCGUCAUCUGUCCUGAACCCAAAAGAAACUCUCUGCACCGUCACCGCAUUUCCAAGGUUAGGCUGCCCGGGUUUCACCAAACCAGAGUACCGACCAACUCCUGUUGAAACAGGAGUGUCCAAGUCGCUGUUUUUCCCCGAUGAAGCCAUCAACAGACACCCGAGAUUCAGCACUCUAACCAGAAACAUACGUCACAGAAGGGGAGAAAAAGUUGUAAUAAAUGUGCCAAUUUUCAAAGACAAGUGCACUCCAUCUCCGUUUGUGGAAGAGUUUCCUGAGGAUGAUGGCGAAGCAGCGAGGGCGGCUCUGCCUGACCAUAUCUACAUGGAUGCCAUGGGCUUCGGCAUGGGCAACUGCUGUCUGCAGGUGACAUUCCAGGCUUGCAGCAUUGAUGAGGCAAGGUAUCUUUAUGACCAACUAGCAACAUUCUGCCCCAUUGUGAUGGCACUGAGUGCAGCCUCACCCUUCUACAGAGGCCAUGUGUCAGACAUCGACUGUCGCUGGGGAGUUAUUUCUGCUUCGGUGGACGACAGGACGCAGGAGGAGCGUGGGCUAAAGCCUUUAAAAAACAACAAAUACAGGAUCUUCAAGUCGAGGUAUGAUUCCAUUGACAGCUACCUGUCCUGCUGUGGGGAAAAGUACAAUGACAUUGAUUUGACGAUAGACGAGGAGAUCUACAAGCAGCUGCUGAGUGCAGGCAUCGACAAGCUCCUGGCCCAGCACAUAGCGCAUCUUUUUAUACGAGACCCACUCUCUGUCUUUGAGGAGAAAAUACACUUGGAUGACGAGAACGAGUCCGAUCACUUUGAGAACCUCCAAUCAACCAACUGGCAGACGAUGAGGUUCAAACCUCCCCCUCCAAACUCUGAUAUCGGCUGGAGAGUCGAGUUCCGCCCCAUGGAGGUGCAGCUCACUGACUUUGAAAACGCUGCAUAUGUGGUGUUUGUGGUCCUGCUGACCCGUGUGAUCCUGUCCUACAAACUGGACUUCAUAAUCCCGCUGUCAAAGGUGGAUGAAAACAUGAAGGUCGCGCAGAAGAGAAACGCUGUCCAGGAAGGCAUGUUUUACUUCCGCAAGGACAUCUUUAAAGGCUGCAACCCGGUGCUCGAUGGCACUGCGUCUGCUCAAAACGGCUUGGAGUCUGAUGGUGCCAAUGAGGAGUACACACUGAUGAGCAUUGACACAAUCAUCAAUGGAAAGGAGGGAGUAUUUCAAGGGCUUAUCCCAAUACUUAACUGCUACCUGGAAAACAUGGAGGUGGAUGUGGACACCAGGUGCACCAUCUUGAAUUAUCUGAAGCUCAUAAAGAAACGUGCCUCAGGUGAACUGAUGACCAUGGCCAAGUGGAUGAGGGAAUUUGUCGCGAAGCACCCCGACUACAAGCAGGACAGCAUCAUAACCGACAAGAUCAACUACGACCUGCUCAGAAAGUGCGACAGGAUUGCUAAAGGAGAGGAGCAGUGCCCUGAGCUCAUUGGCAACCCAGUUAACAGAUCCCAGUAAACGAGAGAGGAGGGGAAAAAAUAUUGUAGAUGAUACAAACAUGCAUGUAAAGAAAGACCAAAAGUGUGGCUCGGAACAGAAGAGGUCCAAUCAUAUGAGAAUGCAAACCGGCAUGUGUGUAAUGUAAAGAAAUGCACCUGCUUCAGACAUAUGUGUGUGUGU
This is a messenger RNA of Pundamilia nyererei, 2612 nucleotides long. It is a transcript of the gene gclc, whose product is annotated as glutamate-cysteine ligase, catalytic subunit. The coding region runs from base 558 to 2450 and encodes 630 amino acids. The transcript is spliced from 16 exons. Lineage: Eukaryota; Metazoa; Chordata; Actinopteri; Cichliformes; Cichlidae. Gene Ontology annotation, cellular component: glutamate-cysteine ligase complex. The record is from RefSeq and is a predicted model, not a curated record. Gene Ontology annotation, molecular function: glutamate-cysteine ligase activity. Gene Ontology annotation, biological process: glutathione biosynthetic process.